This is a messenger RNA of Paecilomyces variotii, 528 nucleotides long. RefSeq lists its product as hypothetical. The coding region runs from base 1 to 528 and encodes 175 amino acids. The transcript has 3 exons. NCBI's taxonomy places the organism in Eukaryota, Fungi, Ascomycota, Eurotiomycetes, Eurotiales, Thermoascaceae. The record is from RefSeq and is a predicted model, not a curated record.
AUGGGGUUGAUUCCAGAACAACACGUCAUCCCGCCAAAUAAGUAUGCAUUGAAUAGUUCAUUCCCGGUCCUUAUUUACCGCGAUGCGUUACCGUUGCCCUUAUCGGAGGAGAAAACGACGCAGUUUCUAGAGGCGAAUGAGUGGGAGAAACGCGGGGUAUGGGGCCAUAUCCCUGUGAGACAUUUCCAUCCGAAUACACAUGAGUGUUAUGGUGUAUUUCAGGGUGAAUCCAGACUUCUUUUAGGCUGCGGACAGAGCGAUGAAGAUGGAGGUCUUGAGGUCGACGUCUAUGCUGGAGAUGUAAUCGUCCUGCCGGCGGGAACUGCGCAUUGUUGUCUUCAGAGCACCAAGGAUUAUCGGUACAUCGGCGUUUACCCCAAGGAGUGCCCGCGUUGGCGCAAUGAGCUUGGAAAGGAUCCACUCGAUGUAGAGGGUCUUCGAAAUGAAAUAUCUUCGGUCCCCAUACCGAACCAUGAUCCUGUGUUAGGGAAGGAUGGUGCACUGGUGACCUUGUGGAAGUCUUCAUGA